Monopterus albus (swamp eel) is the source of this 3677-nucleotide messenger RNA. RefSeq names its product potassium voltage-gated channel, shaker-related subfamily, member 10a (gene kcna10a). Lineage: Eukaryota; Metazoa; Chordata; Actinopteri; Synbranchiformes; Synbranchidae. Gene Ontology annotation, molecular function: delayed rectifier potassium channel activity; protein binding. The record is from RefSeq and is a predicted model, not a curated record. Gene Ontology annotation, cellular component: membrane; voltage-gated potassium channel complex. Bases 463 to 2208 code for a protein of 581 amino acids. The transcript has 2 exons. Gene Ontology annotation, biological process: action potential; potassium ion transmembrane transport; protein homooligomerization.
UUUGUUUGGAGAACGAAGAAAAACUGGGAUUUUGCAAGCGGGGAAUUAGGCAAAUUAAACGUAAUCAUGCUGUUGUUAUAUCACUCUCACAUCUGGCCCCAGAGUGAUUGGCCGGGACGCCUCCGCCGUGCAUGCUGCAGGUGCGGUCAGCCCGGGUGUGAUAGGAAGCGCUUUGUGGUCAGUUGAUCCAGUGCGCAUUAACGAAACCUCUGGCACGGCCCGGAACUCCAAACUUUCAUCGGUAGCGCCAAGUUUGUGGGAUCGUAACUGCACUAAAGGUGUUGGAAGAAAGAAAGAAUAAAGGGGGGCUGUCAGUUUGUCCUGUUACUAUAGGUGCUACUGAAGACUGGAUGCUCUGAUACUCUGCUGCUCAUUCUGGUGACUGAGCCUCCCAUCUGUCCAUCUGCAUCUGUGUGUUGUCUUCUACUGUGGCUCCAAAUCUGCACUGGCUGAACCACAGCCAUGGAGGUGGCCUUGGUAGACUUUGAGAGCCUGGAUGACCUUGAUGGCACCCUUGAAGAUGAGGUGGACAACUAUGCUGAUGAGACCACAGCUCUCACGGUGCACAUGCCCCCAGGGAAUAACAACACAGGCAGCAACUACCUUCUGCGAGCCCCUCAACUUUCCUCUACUCCCUCCUACCACAAUCCUGCGCCCUCCCACAUUUGGGAAUCCACCUCAUCUUCCUCUAUGCCGCAGCCACAAACACUGGGAGUACCCCAGUCCCCAACGAUGCCAGCUUCAUGCAGACACGGGCACAGUAGCUGCACUAACAUGAUCUCCAACUGGAAAUUGCUACUAAGCAGUGAGGGCACUAAGGACAGUGAGAUGAUCUUCAAUCGCCUUGCCAAGGAAUGCUGCGAGGAUCUGUUUGUCGAUAAACGAGGGCUGGAUGAUGGAGACCAGAAAGUCAUCAUCAACAUUGCCGGUCUUCGUUUUGAGACACAACUCAAAACAUUGGACCAGUUUCCUGAGACACUUCUAGGAGACCCUUUGAAGAGGAUGGACUACUUUGAUCCAAUGAGGAAUGAGUACUUCUUUGAUCGGAAUCGACCCAGCUUUGAUGGGAUAUUGUAUUACUACCAGUCAGGGGGUAAGAUCAGACGACCAGCUAAUGUUCCCAUUGAUGUGUUUGCAGAUGAAAUUGUGUUCUAUGAGCUUGGGAAUGAGGCCAUGGAGCAGUUCAGAGAGGAUGAAGGCUUCAUAAAGGAUGUUGAGAUCCCGCUACCUAAUAAUGAUGUGUGCAGGCAGUUCUGGCUUCUGUUUGAGUACCCAGAGAGUUCCAAUGCAGCCCGGGGUGUAGCUCUGGUGUCUGUUUUUGUUAUUGUCAUUUCCAUCAUUAUUUUCUGUAUGGAAACUCUUCCAGAAUUCAGAGAUGAAACUGACCCCAUUGUGCCCUCAGUGGUGCAACCGUUCAACCAAUCCAGACGUUACUCAUCUGUGGCUCCACCCAGUGCAAUGGCCGCAACGUUCACUGAUCCCUUCUUCAUUACUGAGACCGCAUGCAUUGCUUGGUUCUCCUUUGAGCUGUGUGUGCGAUUUUUGGUCUGUCCUAGCAAGAGGGAAUUUUUCCACAACCUCAUGAAUAUCAUUGACAUUAUAUCCAUCAUCCCUUAUUUUGUUACUCUGAUCACAGAACUGGUUACAACGCCACAGGAGAGCUCAGGACAGAAUAUGUCUUUGGCCAUUCUACGUAUCAUUCGCCUGGUCAGGGUGUUUCGUAUAUUUAAACUCUCACGUCAUUCCAAGGGGCUUCAGAUUCUAGGACAGACUCUGAAGGCCAGUAUGCGUGAGCUUGGCUUGCUCAUCUUUUUCCUCUUCAUUGGAGUCAUCCUCUUCUCCAGUGCUAUCUACUUUGCUGAGGUAGACGAUCCUAACACACAGUUUGUCAGCAUACCAGAUGGCUUCUGGUGGGCUGUGGUUACCAUGACCACCGUAGGCUAUGGGGACAUGUACCCCAUUACUGUGGGGGGUAAAGUGGUGGGCACCUUGUGUGCCAUUGCGGGUGUGCUGACCAUUGCUUUGCCUGUUCCCGUCAUUGUUUCCAACUUCAACUACUUCUACCACAGGGAGACAGAGGCAGAGGACAAGUUGCCCUUGGCAGAUGCUGUUGAACAAGCCAUGAAGGCAGACACAGGAGCCAAACAGGGCAGCAACACCUCACUCAAUAUAGCUAAUGGCAUCUGGCAGCGAGACAAAGGGAUAUAACACUAUUAGGAAAUUAUUAAAGAGAAAGAAAGACUUUGCCACAAAGCAGGAAAAAUGAAAGAUAAACAUAAAGGAACUAUACAUAUACAUAAAGGAAACUGACUGAUUCAAUUUCCUUUAAAGAAUGGUCAGUGGGAUCAGUGAGAUAUCUUGUUUGUACCUAGUGAAACAUAGGUUUACUAACAAUGCAUAGGAUUUACCAUACUUACCUCUUUUGUCUUUAAUAGGAAAAUGGCAUGUUGAAAAUAACAAACAAGUGGAAGAAUUCAGUAUGUUCAGGAUUAUAUGUCACCAUAUUUCAAGUUUAAUUAGUGUUUCAGUUGCAUAGAAACAAAAAAAUCUUCAUUGUCAUUAUUCAAUAUGUAUUUUAUUAUUUUGUUUUCAUUUUCAUUAUCAUGGCCAUUAUUCCUAUUGCUGAUAAUAUUUUGCACACAAGCUUCACUGUUGAGAUUCUGACCACAAGUUAAAUGUCACAGUCAGAAGUGUUUAUAUGACUGUAUGUAAACUGCACUGCAGAUUCUUGGUUCGGUUUCUAGGAAUGACCUUUCUACUGCUAGGUAUUAUGUGCUACUGCUGGAUUUAUGUGAUGAGUAACAGAUAAUGGAAAGGUGAGCAACCCAUGAUAUAUUUGCAGCACUCAAGUUGGACAGUUUGGGUAAUGCCUUUUAUCUCUCAUCUUCAAAAAUGCUGUUCGAGGCAUAUGUUCUGUCUCACCCAGUGGAUGAAGCUUUCCUCAGCAGAUGAACUGUGCAAACCUACAAGGCCAGUCCUACAAGACCCAGGUUGUUAAAUAAACACAAAAAAUCUGCAAAAUAUUUUUUUCCUGUCAGUGUCUUAAAUGCAUAACUUAUGUAUAGUUUCUAGAUUAUAGCCCUGUUACAUUUAUUUUAAAAUGUAUUUAUUGUAUGUAUUCAUUAUCUUUCAUAAGUAGCAUGGGUAAUGGAGUGCCUUAAAUUACAGAUGGGUGACUAAUUAAAGGAAAUACCAACAUAAAGGCCACAUGAUUCACAUCAUCUUCAUGCUCAUCAAACAAUUGUGACACCCAGUGGCCUGUGGAUGGGGGCGCUGUCAUCAUGGAAGAGACCAUUCAUUUAUACAGGUUUUUUUUUUCUUUAAUUGGUCACCUGUCUGUAUAUAAAGUUGGAAUACUGUUGAAUUCACCAUAUAUAUUCUUACUGUUAUAACACCUAUGAUUAUCAUGGAUAUAUGCUCAGUAUUUUCAGUUUGAUUGAAGUUGUAACUUUUCUCCAUUAUAGCAUUGUGAGAGUUAUUUUCCUAAAAUCUGUUAAACAGAGACAUGCACUCUGACCUGAAAUACAGUCUACCCCAUCUGAAGUUUAGUAGCUCUCAUCUGUUUAUGAGGUAGAUAGAAUCCUUAAAAUUGUGGAUUUCAUGCUAUAAACAUCAUCUCCAUCCAUUAGUGGAUAUCUUACUGAAUCAGUAAACCUUAUUAUUUUAAAAAACAUUGA